Molecule: messenger RNA, 5271 nt
Organism: Diprion similis
Lineage: Eukaryota; Metazoa; Arthropoda; Insecta; Hymenoptera; Diprionidae
Exons: 2
Coding region: 1-5271 (1756 amino acids)
Biological process (GO): DNA integration
Molecular function (GO): nucleic acid binding
Source: RefSeq, a predicted model, not a curated record
AUGCCAGUAGAACAUUCGCCUCCGAGAAAAAAUACACCUGAGCCAACGCAGUCUACGUCUCGUCAGCCGCCGCUUCCAGAGUCUCGUUCUACAUCGCGUCCAGGGUCUCAAGUAUCGUCACGCGCGUCAUCACCGGGUAUACAAGGUGGUAGAAUAAAUAUGGCAGAUUUAGCUCAAUUUAAAACCAACAGAAAAGUCAUCAAAGGUCAGUUAACGCGUAUUACUCGAGCAAUUACAGGGUUUACAGAUGGCGACAGCCUUGCGGAGGUGGAAGCGAGAGUACAAAAACUUCGCGAGUUAUGGGAUAAAUUCGACACAGCUCAGACGGGUAUCGAACAAUUCGAGGAGCCCGACCCUCAAAACGACGAACGCGCUAGCUUUGAGACCGCGUAUUUCAAAGCCGUAGCAUCGGCAAAACAAUUACUCGCUCCGCUUUCAGCUUCACAAGGCAGUAGUCAAUCUCGUGUCAGUAGAACGCAGUUAGUACAACAAGAUGGUCAAGAGUUAGUUGCUGGUUCAAGUAUCAAAUUGCCAACACUGAACCUUCCCAAAUUCGAUGGUCAUUACGCGCAAUGGCUACCGUUUCGUGACACGUUCGAAGCGCUUAUCGACAAAAACGAAAGUCUGUCAGACAUUCAAAAAUUCUACUAUUUACGAUCUUCUCUUCAAGGAGUCGCAAGUCAAGUAAUUCACUCGCUCGAGACCAGUGCAGCAAAUUACGUAGAAGCAUGGAAUCUCUUGAAAGCACGGUUCGAGAACAAACGAUUGUUAAUUCAUUAUCACGUUCAAGGACUCUUUGAAAUGGCUACGAUUCCCAAGGAAUCAGCCUCACAAUUACGAAAACUACUUGACGAUACGUUGAAACAUUUGAGAGCACUCAAGACACUCGGUCAACCCACAGAACAGUGGGACAGUCUGAUAAUUCACAUGAUGGCGUCAAAGCUCGAUCCUGUCACGAGACGGAAGUGGGAAACAAACAAUACGGCUCAAAACAUUCCAACGUUCGACGAACUGAGCGAAUUUUUGACUCAGCAUUGCGCGAUGCUAGAAACCUUGAACCCGUCGAAACAAUCGUCGGGCAAGAACACGAAAAAUUCAAAUCCUAACGUUAAAAAAGCAGAGGAAACGAUCUCGUGCAUAAGUAGCAAAAACGAAAGCGAAACAAAAACCAGCGAGACCAAAACUUGUCCCACGUGUCAGGGCAAUCAUUCGAUUUAUCAUUGCUCCACGUUCAAAGGUUACACAACACAAGAAAAAUGGAACGAAGUCAAGCGCAUAAAAGUUUGCUUCAAUUGCCUACGCUCUGAUCACACGUCGGACAAGUGUAGGUCAAGUAAUUGUAAAAAAUGUAACAAAAAACACAACACGUUGUUACACAUCGACGAGUUUUUUCCAAGAGGCAAUUCCGAGAACACGUCGAGUCAAAUUCGAGCUCACGGGUCUUCCGAACAAGUACCGAGUGUGCUGUCGAGCAUACAGCGACACAAGCCUCACGUAAUGUUAUCCACCGCGUUAAUUACGAUUUACGACAAAUUCGGAAACGCACACGUGUGUCGAGCAGUUCUUGACUCCGGGUCACAGUCUAACUUACUCACAAAGGCUUUGUACGAAAAAUUGCAAUUAAAAAAAUGCGACGAGAACGUCGCGCUGUCGGGUAUAAACUUGAGUCAAUCUCGAGUAAACGGGUCUAUAGACGCAACAAUCAAAUCGCGGAUAAACGAGUACAAAAACAUUAAUCUCGCCGAUCCAACUUUCAAUGUCCCAGGUAGAAUCGACGUAUUGCUGGGUGCUGGAGUGUUUUGGCAGCUUCUGUGCGUCGGUCAACACGUCGUGAGCCGCAAUCAACCGCUUCUGCACAAGACAAAAUUGGGAUGGAUCGUCAGUGGGAAUAUCGCGCCAACAUCGCAAAACAAGCACACGCAAAACUCACUGUGCUUUAUCACAACGGACACAAAUCUUCAAGAGCAGGUCGAAAGAUUUUGGAAAAUAGAAGAGUACAGUCCGUCGAGAAAAUUCUCCGACGAAGAAAAACGGUGCGAAGAGGAUUUUCGAGCGAACUACCGACGAGAUGAAGAAGGACGAUUUACCGUAGCGCUCUCGUUUCGUGACAGCAUUGAGCAGCUGGGCGAAUCUCGAGACAUAGCUCUCCGUCGUCUGUAUGCGAUCAAUCGAAAAUUGGAGAAACAGCCUCAACUGAAAGCCCAAUAUCACGACUUCAUGAACGAAUAUAUCACGCUCGGCCACAUGUCCGAGAUUCAAAGCAGCAACAAAGACAACGAAUCUCAUCGAUAUUAUAUUCCGCAUCAUGCCGUGCUGAAAGAAUCGAGCCUCACGACAAAGCUGCGUGUCGUCUUCGACGCCUCAUGCAAGACCUCGUCUGGAAAAUCGUUAAACGAUAUCCUCAGAGUCGGUCCGACAAUUCAACAAGAACUCUUUGCCAUCGUUACACGUUUUCGGCAGCAUCAACACGUCGUGACCGCCGAUAUAACCAAGAUGUAUAGGCAGGUAAACGUGCGUGACGAUCAUCGAGAUCUACAACGAAUCCUGUGGAGAUCCAACGUCGAGGAACCCGUCAAGGAAUACAGGCUCAAUACCGUGACUUACGGCACUGCAACAGCUCCGUUCCUCGCGAUAAGAAGUUUGCAACAAUUAGCGUACGACAAUGAACAGGAGCAUCCCGAAUGCAGCGAAAUUAUUUUGCGCGACUUCUACGUAGACGACUUGCUCACUGGAGGUGACGAUGUCGACAAGGUGAAAGCAAUAAAGGACGGAGUAAAUAAAAUAUUGCUCUCGGGAGGAUUCUCGCUUCGACAGUGGACGUCCAACACACCAAACAUAAUCGACACGAUCGACGAAGGAUGUCAGCGCAUCGACCGUCCCAUCGGCGACGAAGUCAAGACUCUCGGAUUAUUUUGGAAUCACACGAACGACACACUCCGAUACAAGGUCAACACGAUGGAUACAAAAAUGAAGGUCACGAAGCGAAGCGUACUAUCGCUGAUCUCACAGAUCUAUGAUCCACUUGGUCUCGUUGGUCCUGCGUGCAUCAAGGCAAAAAUCGUUUUACAACAACUGUGGAGAUUGAAGAUUGGCUGGGACGAGUCGUUACCGAGUGACUUGCACACGAUCUGGAGGUCGUAUUACAAUCAGCUCUCACGAAUCAACGAUAUCUCCAUUCCUCGCGUCGUCGUCUGCGCGAAUCCUGUGAAAAUCGAAUUACAUGGAUUCUGCGAUGCAUCGGAGAGCGCGUAUGGAGCAUGCGUAUACGUCAGAUCGUCAACAGGCGAUAAUGAACACGUCGUUGAGUUACUUUGCGCAAAAGCCAGAGUAGCUCCUCUCAAAACAGUAACUCUUCCCAAACUCGAGCUCUGCGGCGCAGUAUUGCUCGCGCGGCUUGUACAGAAAGUCACCGAAGCACUCACGCUCCCAAUCACCGACAAAUAUUAUUGGUGUGAUUCACAAGUCACACUAGGUUGGAUUGCGCGUGAAGCGUGCAACUGGAAAACGUUCGUCGCCAACAGAGUGGCCGAAAUCCAGGAACGGUCCGACAAAAAUAAUUGGCAUCACGUACGUUCGGAGGAUAAUCCUGCUGACGUAAUCUCGCGAGGAAUAAAUCCCGAUCAAUUACAAGACUGUAGCAUCUGGUGGAAUGGUCCGCAACGGUUAUCUCAGCCAACAGAUGCUCACGUAAACGACGAUGAAGAUGAGUUAGACGACGAAACCAUCAAGACGAUUGAGAACGAAUCGAAACCGACGAUGACGAGCUUAGCCACCGUUAUUCAAGACUUCAAGAUCUUCGAGCGAUAUUCGUCACUGCGGAAACUCACCAGAGUCGUCGCAUAUUGCAAACGCUUCGUAUACAACACAACGCACAGUGCCGAUCGAAAAGGCGGCCCACUGUCGGUCCAAGAAUUGCGCGAAGCCACGACAGCACUGAUAAAGCUCAGUCAAGCUCAAACUUUCGCUCAAGAACUCCAAACACUGAGCAAGAAACCACCGGUUCACCACGACAGCAAGCUCGCAUCACUCAACCCGUUCAUCGACGAAGCCGGCGUGAUCAGAGUAGGAGGCAGACUCCAAAACACUCGUCUUCCCUACGCACAGAAGUUUCCAGUCGUCCUCGCACCCAGCAGCGUCCUCACGAGACUUAUCAUUCGAGAUAUGCAUCUAAAAAACUUGCACGCCGGUCCGCAAGCUCUGUUGAAUUCUCUUAAUGAAACAUAUUGGAUACUUUCAGCGAGAUCUACCGUACGCAGUGUAUUGCAUAAAUGUAUAACUUGUUUUCGAUUACGUCCAAAGAAUUUGCAGCAAAUCAUGGGGAAUUUACCCUCGGUCCGCGUAAAUCCUGGUCGAGCCUUUCUCAACGUCGGCGUCGACUACGGGGGUCCUUUCAGUAUCAAACUCUCACGGAACAAAACUACGAAAGCGUAUUUGUGUCUUUUCGUUUGUCUCGUUACGCGCGCGAUCCAUCUCGAGUUAGCUUCAGAUUUAACAACUAACGCCUUUUUAAACGCGCUAAAGAGAUUUACUGCUCGUAGAGGAAAACCAGCCAAUAUUUACUCCGAUAAUGGAACAAACUUUACGGGAGCAAAUAACGAAUUAAAAGCACUCGCAACGGUACUUCAAGACAAAACCCAUCAACAAAAAAUUACAAAUUAUUCCUCAGAAUCUCAAAUACAGUGGCAUUUUAUACCCCCAUACUCGCCUCACAUGGGAGGAAUGUGGGAAGCCGGUAUAAAAUCUGCCAAGACGCAUUUAAAACGUGUUCUCGGAAACGCCCUGUUGACGUUUGAAGAAUUUUAUACGACAAUAUCUGAGAUCGAAGCAUGCUUAAAUUCGAGACCAAUCACGCCAAUGUCGAACGAUCCAUCCGAUCUCACUGCGUUGUCUCCGGGACAUUUUUUAAUUGGAGCUCCGUUGACGGCUCUUCCGCAUCCAAAUCUCCAAGAUCUCGCGACUAAUCGCCUCACUCGGUAUCAAGUAUUGACUCAAAUUCAACAACAUUUUUGGUCGCGUUGGAGUCGUGAAUACUUGACUCAGCUUCAAGCACGAACAAAGUGGAGAGACGAAAACGUUAACGAGUUACUCAAACCCGACACGCUUGUAAUUUUAAAAGACGAUAAAUUGCCGCCAUUACAAUGGAAACUAGGUCGUAUAACUGAAACUCACGCAGGUAAAGAUGGUCAUGUACGCGUUGUCAGUAUGAAAACGAGCAAUGGAAUCGUUCAACGCGGUUUGCCAAAAAUUUGUAUCUUGCCUAUUGAGACCUAA